This is a messenger RNA of Branchiostoma belcheri (Belcher's lancelet), 9761 nucleotides long. RefSeq names its product protein SZT2-like. The transcript has 27 exons. Gene Ontology annotation, molecular function: galactosylceramide sulfotransferase activity. The coding region runs from base 93 to 9674 and encodes 3193 amino acids. The record is from RefSeq and is a predicted model, not a curated record. Gene Ontology annotation, cellular component: peroxisome; membrane. Gene Ontology annotation, biological process: glycolipid biosynthetic process. Lineage: Eukaryota; Metazoa; Chordata; Leptocardii; Amphioxiformes; Branchiostomatidae.
CGGUCACGGCACAGGAUGCAGCCCGGAUACUGGCAACUCUCACAAAAACCCGGCUGCGUGAGGGCUUCAGCUUCGCGCACUGCUACUCCGGAAUGGUGAGCAUGGUGGCCGAGGUGCACAUGAGGGACCCCCUGCGUGGCAGCACAGUGACUGAUUCGGAAGGGGGCGUCUUCUCGUGUUUCUUGCAGUACGUCCUCUUCCCUCCCCACACCUGCACAACAAAAGACAGCGUCACCAGUAUCUCUACUGACGACGACGAACUCGAGACGACCGAGGCAGACGGGGAGCUGCAGAUCGUGGUGGAGUGUUGGAUCGAGCCGCAGUGCGGGGUCGUGAUCGACUCCCCGGCCUCCCAGAGACACCUGGAGGGGCUGGAAUACCAGGACAUCCCCCAGGCCUUGCUCCCGUUCGACUCCCACGUCAUCUCUUCCCUCGUGACGUUCCAACAUCUCUUCGCGAUGUGCGGUAACCGCUGCGUCCCGCCGCCUACCGCAAUGGAGGGAGGGGGGUCCGGACGGACCACUCCAACCAUAGCAGACUUCGGGGCUACGGACAGCAACAUCAAGCACCUGUUCUUCCCUUUCGAUCUUGUCGAGCUGCUGCCGCAUUGCCAGAAGGUUUCCAUGCAGUUCCAGGCUUGUAGACAAGAGGAGGAACCUCAGGAGGGUGAGACCCAGCCAAAGGGGCAGCAGGCUAACAGGGACUUGUUCAAACUCAUGCACGACCGGCUGGCAGAACUGACCCACCGCGAGAUGCCUCUUUCAGACGACGUUUCCACAAGCUUCACCAAAACCCUGACAGAGUCGAAUGCUUCAACCGAUCACAAGGCUGACGACACUAUCGUUGGGGACACAGAAUCAUCAGAAACUGAAGCAGCCAAGACUGCAGCAGGUGGGAAAAAGACGGAAGAGGACAGCAGCACACCGCAGACAGAAACAAAGAGCCUUGCUGCUGCGAUACUGGAAGAACAAGUCCCAACGGUCGAGUGGAAGUGCUACAUGAAGUCUGUCCGAGCAGGUAAUGUAGUGCUCACGGUCCUGCCCAAGACUUACCAGGAUGUGGUCGUCUUCGACAACUACCGAAAGAAGAAGGAGAAAGAAGCAAGACUGCUAAGGGAGGAGGAUGGGGUGCAAAGAGACGAGUCAGCUGAUAGAGCAGAGCAAGAGAUGCCGACCGUUUUAACAGAGAUAGAAGAGGUGGAGGAGUUCAAGUCAUUAGAAAGUGUGGAAGAAACCCUGGCUACAGGUGAUGCAGGAGAAGAUGAUGAAUCCGAACCUUCUUUGUCUGAGAGUGAUGUUCAAGCAGAAGACCAUCCUGAAGCUGUGGUAGAAGAGACAAGGCAAGAAGAUGAAGUUGAAGAAAAAGAAGAAGUUGAAGAUACAAGCUCUUCAGUGACUCCGCCGGUGACUAUCCCUAUUUAUGUCUUCAGCUGCCAGCAGUCCUGCCUGCUGAGACAGCUCGAGCUGGGCGUCGUGGAGACCACGCCGGAAACCGUGCGCGACCACCGGUUUGACCGGGAGGGGUUCCUCGUCCGCAGCAACAGCCAGUUCAGCGACUUCUGGAAGAGCCGGGAGUCCGUCCGACUGAACGCCGACCAGCGCGUCGACUCGCGGGAGACCAUCGACGAAGACUUCAGCUCCGGCGACUCAUUCAAGGAUUUCUGCGACCAGAUUUCGGACGGGAUCCAGCAGUGUUAUGUCACCGCCGUGUUCCAGAGCCUGCAGGACGGGGUUCCUCUGGACCACCAGGAUGUGCAAGCCGCCGUGGAGAACGUCUGCGAAGAGCAGCUUCACGAGAUCGACAUUACGGAGUUCCUGGGAACGCUGUGCGGCCACCUUAGCACCUGCCAACACCUCCGGAGGCACAGACUGGACAGCACAAGCAAAGUGGACCUGAACGAAACAAAGGAAAGCAUAGACACUGUGGUUGAUGUAGAGGACAAAACAAAGUACUUUCCCCUCAGUUCUCUACCUGCAUCCUGCGAGUCAAGCUUGGAGCUCCACAAAACAAUCAAGGAAAAGUUUGCGCAGACGGUUGGGAAGUAUUUCCAGCCGGUCCCGUCCAGCCCAGACCUGUACUUCUACUGCUCCCCUCGGCAGAACCAGCGAAGCUCACGGCAAGCGGAGGAACCGGCUGAUAACUUCGAAGACGAGUCGCCCAUCACUACAGAAGAGGAGGACAACGCCCAAUCCGACUCGGAGCACAUCCGGAUCGAGAGUGUGAGCGACAGUGACAUCGUCAUCGAAGACACCCUGGAAACGACAGAGGAUGAGGAUGAUGAUGAUGAGGAUGAUCUUCGCGACGGGCACACGGAAACGCUUGGCUCCAUCAGUGUGCAGAGCGAGUUUGGCAGCAGGGAAUCUGUCGUGCUCGAGGAGGCAGCUUCGGGGAGCGUCCCUCCACUCUUCCUGAACCUGACCUGCUCGCUGAGAAGCGGCAGCCACAGGGGGAGUAUGAGUGUGACGCAGGACAGCUUGCCCACUUGUGUGAAAGACGUCUCUGCCUGUCUGGACCCGAGCGUGAAGGAACUGGAUCUGUCUGACUUCUACGUAACCCUAGACAUCAUCUGCCUCACGUUGCCCGGGGUAACCAGCGGCGAAGACUCUGCAGAACUCAGGCCGGACCUGAACAGGAUGACCUCUAGCGACACGAACAUCAGCAGCCCCGUCGGCAGCCCGCAGGACUUCCAGACGCCGCGCUCCACUGAGCAGGACUUCUUCUCCGAGACCCACCUUGACCCAUUGGACGGCCUCCCCGAGGCCCACCGCAGGCUUGUGCUGGACUUUGUGGACCAGGUGAACUUCCUGCUGAAGGAUGAGAUCACGGCAGCACUGCGCCUGAUCCGCCCGGUGACAAUCCAGACACUCGAGAAGGUGGCUGCCCACGUGCAUGACUCCUCCUGUCGGCUGGAGACCGGUCUGUCUGCGAACCCGCUGGACUUGCCCCUCACCAUCCAGGAGGACGUCCCUCUGCAGUUCGUCUUCGGCUCCGACCAGAGCCUGGAACGGUUCGUGGUCGCUCUGGACGAUCUGCAGCUGCCGGGCUACAGGCUGGAGAAGGUCUGGCCCUGGUACUACACUGCGCUGGACCCGACCGCCCCCAUCUGGAAGAGGAAGCCUGAAAACCUGAACGACUCCCUUCCGCUGAGCAGUGUGAGCAACUCGGAAGAAGUCAUCUCCCCACGAAGCAGUAGGGACCACUCCGAUUCUGUGUCCACUUCCUACAGCGGCAGGGAUCACUCAGACUCGUUCGCUACAGUAGUGGAGAACAAGGUAAACAGACAGGACACCAAUAUGGCCGCCUCACCUGAAGAGUCAAGUAUUUCACCAUCACAACAAAGUACAAAUCAGACUCUUGCAGUUGAUUCUGAAGAGCAGCUUCUAGGUUUGCCCCUUCCUAUGGACACAUGGGAAUGCUUGGAGGAUGCAGACAAAGAUGAAGAAGCAGCCGUGGAGAAAGCCAUCGACUCCACUGAACUGAUCGAUCAGGGGCUCGACGAACAAGACUUUACAAAAAAUGCUGCAGAUGGAGACGAAAAUGCAGGUGACAAGACUACAGAAGCUGUUGAAGACCAACAUGAGAGUGACGUAUGUCUAGAACCUCCAACUGAAAAUAGAGAUCAGCAAGCAAAGAAGGAAACACAGAGUGACAACAUAGAGGAAAUUGACCAGAAAGAGCCAGGCAGCAAUGUAGAGAAAGAAAAAGAGCAAGCGCAUGCAGAUGAAAUGUCAGACAAAACUCUGGAAAAUGCCAACAGCGAUGAAACUCAACAGACCAAGCAAGAAACAGGAGACGUUACAGAAUCACUUGCAGAGGGUGAACCUGUUGAAAGUCUUCCUUCAGAGCAAACCACAGACAAUUUGAAAACUGAUGACAGUGCACCUCUACAGCCAGAUGAUUCUAAAACUGCACCAACAGCCAAACCGGAGGGUCCAGUCCUGCCCAACUUCUGGCUGAUUAUGAAGGUCUCCACAGACAACAAACAAACGAAUGAACAAACCGACAAAGUUGAGAUGUUCUGUCAUGCUAGGAAGGGCAACAUGGACGACCACUCCACGCUCUUCGAGACGCUUGGAGACAAAAUCCGGAACAGCUGCAAACUGGUGAACCAGAAGAUGCUGCUGCAAGACCUGCACGACACCCGAACCUGCAACUCGCUUCUUGUGGCCGAGGACGACGAAGACAUCUGGCUUAAAGACGACUACGGACCCGGCGGAGGUCAGAUCGGGGUUGCAGCCAUCAGCUCUGCAGAGGAUUUUGCGGAGAAGAAGAAGUACCUUGCUGCCACCAUGCAGUUCAUGCCGGGGUACUUUGCGUGCGAGUGUGUGUGGCGGGUCCACUUCUCCAUCCACCAGAGGCUGAAGACGGGGCCUGCGCGGGGGGUUUCACGCGGUCAGCAGGCCCUGAGGUCUGCCCUGUCGGCGUUCUCAGUCAACAACCAGAAGAAUAUGUUCGUGUUCCAGAUUGGAAAGGGCGAGGAUGAGAACUCCCUCCUGAGCUCGCGCACAUCGUCGCUUCUCUCCCUGCCGAUCCGGGGUGGGGCUGCGGAGCUGGAGGAGGACAUCAGGGAGUACCAGCAGGCCGUGGAGAAGGACUCAGGGAUGGACACGGUUCAGUCCGGUUCCCUGUCCGCCCAGGGCCAGGCUGAGGAGAGCGUGGUCCUGAUGUUUUUGUGUGGCCAGGCUGAGGAGAGUGUGGUGCUGAUGUUUUUGUGUGGCCAGGCAGAGGAGAGCGUGGUGCUGAUGGUUCACGGUGUCCAGCCGGCCGGAGCCGAGAUCCGCGUCGAUUUGGUGCAGAUCCUGCAGCACAGACUGGACGACGCAACGCUCGACGUCAUCAGCCUCAUGCUCGCCAGGAACCCGAUGUGCCGACUGUCUCCGGCGGACGUCCUGUUCAUCCAGCCUCCGUCGGAGCUGCCCACCCACACCCUUCGCCUGGCCGUUCCCGCUCAACUCUCCUCACACAUACAAGCCGUGGACUUCUACCUGAAGCAGAACCUUCUGCAGUUUCUCCACAACCCAAAGUUUAGCGACAGUGUCCACUUCCAGGACGUGGACCGGAAAAACGUGCCCCAAACCGACCAGGACGUGUUCCUGUACAACCGCCCGCAAGAGUCCGGCGGGAAAGGGAUUGCCUGUAUCAUCCUCGGGCACGUCGACAGCGAAGGGAACUACAUCCAGCCUCCUCCUGCCCCGAAGGUGUCCGUCGAAGCCUACAAGGUCGCCAUGACCUGGUCCAACUUCAAGCCGCUGAUCGAGACGCACCGACUCGAAGCCGGUUGUUGCAGCUCUCCGGACGGCGGCGCGAUUCUGCAGUUCCACAUCUGGGAGCGGGGAGACAUCGACUUUCCUCAGCUGGCAGAGAAGAUCGGGCAGGCGCUGCAGCACGCGCUCUGCGACGUCAUCACCGAGUACUACAUGCUGACCGCGCCGAUCGCAGAGCUGGAGGAGGAUGGAGAGGAGGAGGAGGAUCUUAUGGAUGAGGAGUUGAUGAUGGAAGGAGACGUUUCGUCCGCGGAUGGAAGACAACUCUCGGAGGAGAGUGCGGAAGGAAUCGAACCAUUAUCAGAGUCGACACAGCAGGCAAACCUGACGUGGAAGGAAAGGGAGAUAGCCAGAAGGAAGGAGGAGGACCACAAGAGCCUGCUGUGGAAGCUACAGUCUGGUUCAGAAGGGGUGCUCCACACCAUGUACAUGGGGAGGGUACAGAGGUGGUUCGACUUCAUGUACGGCAUUAACAGCCCUUCGGUGGUCCGCGACACGCAGUCCGUGGACUCUCGCUACGCCAUCCCCAUCCUUCUGCGGGAACUCUGCGAUCUGGUCCACCUCCUUGCAAAGGACAACACCUUACGGGUGUUCAAACACUGCCAGGAGCAGAACUACACCCUCCUGAAGGUUCCCAAAGGCCCGCCCAAGUCUGAGGAGGUGUGCCACGCUCCCGGGUUGGCUGACAACUACAUCCUGCUAGCGCGCAGUCUGCGACAGUGGAGGGAGUGCAUGGACGUGAAGUACGGGGACUUGGGAGCAGAUGAGGAGAAGCCGCUGCCUCCUGUUUCGUACAAAGGUGUGCAGAAGUUCAAGGCCCAGGAGAGGAAGGGUCAGGAGAAGGUAGCAGAAGCGGCGGGGCCGUCGCCCCGGCAACGGCUGAUGAUCGUGGAGAUCCGGGACACGCAGAUCACGACGUACCAGUACAACUGGGCAGGCGACCUGAGCGUGACCUUACGGCAGCAGCUGGCGCAGCUCAGCCAGUGGCACAACGCACGCUCCCACCUGCUGCAGUCCCUACUGGUACAGAAGUUGGGCCUCUUCCACCACCAUCCUUACCAGGUGGAGAAUGCUGCCAACCCGUUCCUGCGGUACUCUCAGGACGCCGACCUCCUGGUGAAGUGUUCCGCGCCGCCCGUUAAAGAGCUGCAGGCCCGCGCCGCGCAGGGGUUCCGGGGGAGCGUGCUGUUCCACCCGGCCCUGCGGAAGUUCGACCAGUGUCUGCGGGAUGUACACCUGCGCUGCCCCAUGCACCAGGCGCCGUACGCCGGGCACCCCAACCCCGUGUUCCGGCACGGUAUCCAGGCCCAGGAGGCACGGAACAUCGAGUGGGGGGAGUACGACACGAUCCACAAGCUGAAGAGCCUGUACCUGAUGUGGCAGCAUCGCAGCGGCCAGGUCAACGUCCCCAUCCCGGACGAUCUUAUCGACCUGAUGAAGAUGCAGUCCCGACUCGUGCACUACUGCACCACUCCGCUGCUCUACCACCCGUUCUGGCUCGACCAGGAGAACGGGAAGGCAAGUAACGGGCGGGUUGCUAGGAAAGCCACGCCUAGCGACGACGCGUGGCUGGUGGACCUCUCUUCGUCCUUCCUUCAGCAGUACAUCCAGUACCUGCAGUCUCUCGGCUUCGUGCUGGUCCAAACCCGCCCGCCCUCCCCGCGUCGCAUGGCACGGAUGCAGCGCCACAGCAAGUAUCACGCUCCGUCAGAGAGCGGCAUAGAAAAGACCACCACUCACCACCUACAGCGAACCAUCCCCGGUGGUGUGUUGUUCAUGGAGCUCAGUCUGCACUCACAGUUCUUCACUGUCAGGCAGUUUGCGCUGGAGAGUCAUCGCCUGGGCCUGCCUGUCAACUCUCACCUCGCUGUGGUCUUCACUGAUGAGUGUGACAAGUAUAAGGACCUGAAACAUCUGCACUCCUUCUCCCAUGACUUCCAUCUUCGCUGUGCUGCCCUGUACAUGAGCGGCCGGCAGCUCAUCUUCCCACAGUGCUACGACCUCAGCACAUUCCUGGCCGGCGUCGUCAACUUCUUCAGCCGGCCGCCACGCUUCUCUCAGAACCACAUCCUCUCAGACACCAUUACUGAAGACUGCCCCAAGCUGGAGGCGAGUCAGCUGUUUAGCUACACCCUGGAGCAUGCAGACAGCUACGGGUUCAAGUCGCUGGCCAUGAGCGGGCCAACGGGCGACAUGACACAGGAACAGGACUUCGCUCUCAUCACACUCAGUACAGGUGCCACGCCACAUCCAGAAGUUGCCAACCUGCCCAUGAACGACUUUGACGUCAGCCUGUUCGUCGUUCGCCAGAAGGACCCAGCAAAACCGCCCGCCACCUCCUCGGUCCUAACCCUGCAGUACUACGUCAUCCUGACCAGCCGGCGCGACAUGUUCCCGCGUCUGACCGUGGAUGAGAAGAUCGCGUUCCGCACUCGGGCCGGGCGCGCCGGCGGCCACCACUUCGGCCGCCCGGAGGACGACAUGCCCCCCUGGCUACAGCUGCUCCUCUCCGAGUCCGUCACCGCGCGCCAGAAAAUCUCCGGGACGAUCGACGACGCGCAGCUUCACUGCCGGCGCGACCAGCUCUGGAACCGCCUGCAGUUUGAGAAACCAGCGGAGAGCGAGGAGAGGAAAGGGCGGCGCAGCGAGAGCGACGAGAAAUCCCGCCGCGAAUCGCUCGGGAACGCCAAACUCAGCUUUGACGAGUUCCAGGAGCUGAUGAGUUUGGUGGUGUCGCGAGCGCUGACCGACAUGGACCCGUCGCUCACGACGCUGCUCAGCAUGGGCACAGCGUGGUACCAGGGGCUUCUCCGGGUGCUUCAGAGCCGCUUCCCCGCAAAAAGUCGCCACUUCAGCAGCCCAGACACUCACCAUCACUACCUGGCCGUGCUCAGUAACCACGAGGAUAACUUCAUCCUACUCCACAUGAACACGCAGACGCGAUUCGCCGAGCUUAGCGCCGUGUUCCGGGUCGAGAAUCAGCAGAGUCUGGCGACGAACGGAGACGGCUCGCCCGCGUCAGACUUACAGCGCCACCUAGAGGCUGUCGUUAACGCUGCAGCCUUCCACCUGUGGUCCAGCCUGUUGUCCGUAACCAAGGAGAUGAUGACACGGUGUAGCCGCAAGAGGUCGCUUCUGUCCAUCGGCGGUCUGAUCCUCUCAGUCGCACUGCUGGUGCUUUACUCAUGGAGUGUUCCAAGGUCAUUUGAAGGUCAAAUCAAGAGCAAACUCCAAAGACGCUUCCAUGCAGGUGUGAGAGGAAAGAACGCCACCUUGUGGCGGCAGGUGGAACUGCAUGGAGAGACCCACGCCUUUAAGUCCAACGACAAUGAUGCUGUUGGUACAGGAAGUCAUCGUGGCAGCUGUAGGCAAAAAUCUGACAUAGUUUUCCUAAAGAGCCACAAAACGGCGAGUUCCACUGUACAAAACAUACUGAUGAGGUACGGCCUGGCAAAUAACCUCACCUUCGCUCUCCCGAAAAGGGAGAACUUCCUCAACUGGCCAAAGUUCUUCCACAAGUCGUCUGUUCUGCAGGAACAUCUCCAUGGCAACGAGGGGCGUAACCAUGGCAACCGCACAGCCUACAACAUCCUCUGCCACCACACGAGGUUUCACUAUGAGAACAUCCGGGCGCUCAUGCCGAACGACUCUGUGUACGUCACCAUUGUCAGGAACCCGGUAGACAUGUUUGAGUCCAUCUUCACCUACAGAAGACUCGACAAGAAGUACCAGAUUUCCCAGCCGAACUCCCUAAAGGUGUUCCUGGACAGCCCCUCGGACUUCGUGAAGAAAUACGGCCGGACGGAGCAUUCCCAGAAUCCUCUGUUCUACGAUCUGGGUUACGACAGCGAGCAGCUGACGUCAUCGCAGACGAUACGGUCGGCUAUUGAUCGAAUCGAUCAGAUAUUUCCCGUUGUCAUGGUAGCAGACUAUUUCGAAGAGUCUUUGAUACUGAUGAAGCACGUUUUGUGCUGGUCUCUAGAUGACGUCACGUUCUUCAAGGUCAACGCCAGAAGCGAGGCGUCUGUGCGUCACGUGACCGAGGACAUGGCGGGAAAAAUCCGCCAGUGGAACAAGGCGGACGCCAUGUUGUUCGAACACUUCAACAGAACUUUGUGGUCCAAACUCUCCAAACUCCCCUUCAACUGGAGACAGGAGGUCCAGCUCCUCAAGGAGAGGAACCAGCGACUUAAGGACGAGUGUCUGAAAUCUGACGACGCCUCCAACACGGAAAUAAAAGACGAGAAGUUCCGAGUCUGGGAGCCGGAGGGAGUUUCUGUUCGCGGGUUCCUCCUGAGAGACUCUGCCCGAGAGAACAGAACUUGUGCAAACAUGGCGAAACCGCCCAAACCGUUUACUUACGAGCUACAGGACAGGGAAAGGGCGAGGUUUACACUCGGGGCGGUUUGAACUGACAUAUAUGUUCAUUUAUACAAUAAACAAUAUGAUGCAAUAAAUCUAAUGGUGAAGAUUUAAAGAAAUUACAGGUUCUAUUGU